Capsicum annuum is the source of this 2083-nucleotide messenger RNA. Its product is annotated as DEAD-box ATP-dependent RNA helicase 37-like. Gene Ontology annotation, cellular component: nucleus. The record is from RefSeq and is a predicted model, not a curated record. Gene Ontology annotation, molecular function: ATP binding; RNA binding; RNA helicase activity. NCBI's taxonomy places the organism in Eukaryota, Viridiplantae, Streptophyta, Magnoliopsida, Solanales, Solanaceae.
CACAAAUUUCCGCCUAAACAAAACAUUUUUCUCAAAAUAUCAAAAACCCUUAUUGCGUCUCUCUCUUUCUUUCUCAUGAAAAUCCCAUUUCUCAGGUAAAUCCAGAAACCAUUUCUCAGAUAAUUGAUAAAUCAAAAUCCCUUUCUCAGAUAAUCUAUUUUCCAAGAGUACGUCUAUGAAGAAAGCUUUACUCAAGAGGCUCAAUUGGCUUCUUCUCUUGCUUUGAAGUCUCCUAGUGAAUAUCGUCAAUGCCUUUUAUCCUUCGUUCGGUUUUUAGCAAGUGGAGUUACGUUUAGGGCAAAUUGAUUACUCAAUAAGCGUCUGUGAUAGAGAAAUUGAAUUUUGGGGGUGAAUUUGGUGAUUGUUAAGGAAAUUGAAAAUCAGGGAUUGAAGAAGAAGCUUGUUAAGGAAGGUGAAGGUUGGGAUACUCCUGAAGCUGGUGAUGAAGUUGAUUGAAGGAACACCUUGAUUAUGAUAUUGUGAAAAGCAGUAAUCCGGAAUUUAAAAAUUCUACCGUGAGGAUCAACAUCUCUAAGCAGCGUAGACAAACAAUUCAGGUUAGUAAUAUGGGGGAGGAGUUGUAUCACGAUUAUGACUUUUCAUCAAGCGUAAUCUUACAGUGAAUAAUCCUGGAAUCUGAUUUCACUCUCUUUCCUAAACUUUCUGCAUCUUCUGUUGUUCCUAAACACACUACUGGAAAUUACCCCUAUGAAUUCUGGGAUCAACUUUGAUGCAUACGAGGAUAUUCCUGUGGAGACGAUUGGGCAAAAUGUACCCCCUCCUGUGAACACUUUUCUUGAGAUUGAUUUAGGUAAAGCUGUCAACCAAAAUAUUAGGAGAUGCAAAUAUGUUAAACCACCCCCUGUGCAAAGGCAUGCUAUGGCAAUUGCACAUGCUGGUAGAGAUUUGAUGGCUUGUGCUCAGACUGUUUCUGGAAAAACAGCUGCUUUCUGUUUUCCCAUCAUAAGUGGAAUAAUGAGGGUCCAAUUCCCAAGACCUCCACGUUCGCGUGUGGCAUUUCCGCUGGCUCUUAUUCUUUCUCUGACAAGGGAGCUCUCAUGCCAAAUUCAUGAUGAAGCUAAGAAAUUUGCAUAUCAGACUGGUGUCAGGGUUGUUGUUGCUUAUGGUCCUAUAAACCAACGGCUUCGAGAGCUAGAGAGGAGUGCUAUUCUUGUGGCAACACCUGGACAGUUAGUUGAUUUACUUGAGAGAGCUAGAGUCUCGUUACAGAUGAUAAGGUACUUGGCUCUAGAUGAGGCAGAUCGAAUGCUUGAUAUGGGUUUCGAACCUCUAAGGAAAAUUGUGCAACAAAUGGACAUGCCUCCACCAGGUGUAAGACAGACAAUGCUAUUCAGGGCCACUUUUCCCAGAGAGAUUCAGAGACUGGCAUUGGAUUUUCUUUCAAACUAUAUCUUUUUGGCUGUGGGAAGGGUUGGCUCUAGUACUGAUCUGAUUAUUCAGCAAGUUGAAUAUGUUCAGGAGACUGACAAGAGAAGCCACUUGAUGGAUCUCCUUCAUGCACAGAAGGCAAAUGGUGCUCAUGGCAAGCAAGCUCUUACCCUUGUUUUUGUUGAGACGAAAAAAGCUGAUUCAUUGGAGCAUUGGCUUUGUAUGAACGGUUUCCCUGCUACUGCUAUUCAUGGCGAUAGAACUCAGCAGGAAAGAGAAUACGCCCUGAGAUCCUUCAAAAGUGGUAAUACACCAAUUUUAGUUGCAACGGAUGUGGCAGCACGUGGUCUUGAUAUACCCCAUGUUGCUCAUCAUGUCAACUUUGACAUUCCAAAUGACAUUGAUGAUUAUGUCCACCGUAUUGGAAGAACAGGGCAAGCAGGAAAAUCAAGUUUAGCCACGACCUUCUUUAACGAGAACACUUUUUCAGUGGCAAGAGCACUGGCUGAUUCGAUGCAAGAAGCAAACCAAAAAGUACCUACUACAUUUUGAAGAGUCCAAGCGAUUCGAACUUGCUAGUAUGUAAAAACUUAACUAAUCAUUUGGACUUGAUUACAUUUUACUUUUGGGUUUAAAUUAUUAGUUUGUUGCAUAUUUUGAAUUAUGAGAUUAUUAAUGAAUGAUUUUGUUUUGU